Molecule: messenger RNA, 420 nt
Organism: Sinocyclocheilus grahami
Lineage: Eukaryota; Metazoa; Chordata; Actinopteri; Cypriniformes; Cyprinidae
Product: receptor-type tyrosine-protein phosphatase eta-like
Exons: 5
Biological process (GO): peptidyl-tyrosine dephosphorylation involved in inactivation of protein kinase activity
Cellular component (GO): signaling receptor complex
Molecular function (GO): protein tyrosine phosphatase activity
Source: RefSeq, a predicted model, not a curated record
AUGGUACACCGUAAUAUUGCUUUGAGAAUAGAAGAUUAUGAAGAGUACUUUAAGCAGAAACAUAAGGAUUCCAACUGUGGUUUUGCUGAAGAGUAUGAGGAGUUGAAAACAGUUGGAACGGCACAGUCCAAAAACACUGCCCUGGCUAUUGAAAACAAGCUGAAGAACCGUUACAGCAAUGUGCUACCUUAUGAUGCUUCAAGAGUGAAGUUAUCAAUGUGUGGCAGUCCCUUUGAUGACUACAUCAAUGCCAACUACGUGCCAGGUUACAAUUCAAGAAAAGAGUUUAUAGCAGCUCAGGGUCCACUGCCCACCACAGUGAAUGAAUUCUGGAGAAUGGUCUGGGAGAAGAAUGUCCACACCAUAGUGAUGCUGACCAAAUGCAACGAGAUGGGACGAGUGAAAUGUGAGAAGUACUGG